Messenger RNA from Cyprinus carpio (common carp), 2190 nucleotides. Its product is annotated as dematin-like. The coding region runs from base 282 to 1502 and encodes 406 amino acids. The transcript is spliced from 16 exons. Gene Ontology annotation, molecular function: actin filament binding. Gene Ontology annotation, biological process: lamellipodium assembly; actin filament bundle assembly; cytoskeleton organization. Gene Ontology annotation, cellular component: actin cytoskeleton; plasma membrane. Lineage: Eukaryota; Metazoa; Chordata; Actinopteri; Cypriniformes; Cyprinidae. The record is from RefSeq and is a predicted model, not a curated record.
UGGGAAUGGAUUGAACCAGCGGUCACCGGCAGCGAGCACGUUCUCACUAUCUGUCACACGACAGAUACAUGUUUGUGGCUGAUCUGGCAACCAGUCCGAGCGAAUACGGCGCACACUCUUGAGUUUGGUGUUUGCCCGCUCCAUUCUACAAAGGCAUAUUUAUUUUUGUGGAAUUACUCGUGAGGAUUAUAUCGCAGGGAGGAGUGCGAGUGGAGGCGGUGUAUUUUGGGGUCGUAUUUGCUGGAUAGUGACCUCAUAAAGAGAGCGCUCUCUCAUUGAACAUGAUGAUGCAUAAGCAAUCGACCUGUACCUCCCCGGGCAGCGUUUGUUCUCUGCGUGGAGGAGGUGUUCCUGGAUCCCCGGCGGUCACUGUAGUGGCCAAAAUGGACAAUCAAGUGAUUGGGUAUAAGGAUCUAGCAGCUAUACCUAAAGACAAGGCCAUCCUGGACAUAGAGAGGCCUGACCUGAUGAUGUAUGAGCCCCACUUCAGCUAUUCACCAAUGGAGAGGUCAUUAUCUCCUCGUUCAAUCUCCCCUCCUCCAUCUCCAGAGAGCAGUCUAUCAAAGGAUGUCUAUCAAAGGGAUUGGUCAGAGCCCAAGUCGUCGGGCAGCUCAUCUCCGGCCUCCACACAGCUGAGUAAAAGCAUCACCGUCAGCACAAAAGUCCCACACCAGCAACAGCACUUCCACAGGCCAGACAAUGGAACCAAUAUAUACAAGAAGCCACCAAUAUAUAAACAAGAUGUCUCAGCAGCCGUUCCACACAAUAAACACAUGGAGGAUUUAAUCAUCGAGUCAUCAAAGUUUCCCGCCGCACAACCUCCAGACCCCAACCAGCCCUCUAAGAUAGAGAUGGACUACUGGCCCUGCCCUCCCUCACUAGCUGUUAUAGAGAAAGAGCGAAGGAAGAACGUGGUGUCCAAGAUGACUGAGGGAGAGGAGGGUGAGGAGGAUGAUAAGUAUGAUGACAGUGACCUGUCUGAAGACAUGUGGAGACUUCGGCAAAUGCAGAAACAAGAACUCAACAAGAUUCAAUCCAAUCUAGGAAAACUGAUACUGAAGGAGGAGAUUGAGAGAUCAGCCCCUGUCCGAAGGAAAACACGGUCUCUGCCCGACAGGACACACAUGCAUCUGGCCUCCAAAUCCCCCUCAUUUCCUUCCUACACUAAGACUGGCCUGACUAGGCUCCAGUCUGCAGAGUUCUGCUCUUCAAACAGUGAUAAAGGGAGUCAAAAUUUCCAGAAUGGAGAUGCCCAAAGCAGAAGGAUCGACAGAGGGAAUUCACUCCCUAGUAUGCUGGAACAAAAGAUUUACCCAUAUGAGAUGCUCAUCGUGACUCACAGAGGCAGAAACAAACUCCCUCCUGGUGUAGACAGGACGAGACUGGAGAGGCACCUGUCCCCUGAGGAAUUCCAGAAUGUCUUUGGAAUGUCCAUUGAGGAAUUCGACCGGCUCUCCCUUUGGAAGCGGAACGACCUGAAAAAGAAAGUCUCUCUCUUCUAGUAGUCGGAGAAAUACGUUCUUUUACAAACACUGUCACAUGUCUGCACUUCCGCUUGUGAAAACAGUACAGGCGAUGCAAGUUAAGGAAAGAUGAGGAAUGUGAUUUUGGAGCCAGCAAAAAAAAACAGUUAUCCUUAUCGUUUGAUAAGCCCCAUAUCUUAUUGCAGCUAACAAUCAUAUCCGAGUCUCUGAUGUUAUCUCUUUUUCUAGUUGCAGCUACUAUAUCAGGACUUCACUGAGGUUACCAAGUCCUCUGUGUGUGCUUAGUAAAGCUAUAUUGAUAUACACAGAUAUGAAUACACAUGAAGCAGAUAUGAAUCGCACCAGUUAUUUCAGAAGGCCAAAUCCCUGCAAAAAAUUCUGAUGUCCAGACGGACCAACAGGAGCCUGUGAGUUAAAGUCACUGCCACAGUUUUCAGCCUUUAUGUGCUAAGCAUGAGUGAACAAACCUUUAGAAUAUAGGCCAAUGACACUUUUUUUUGUCCAGAUUUAUUAAUUUGUUAAAAAUAGAUUAAAAAUGCAGUUUAUACAUACAAAGACUUGAAUACACCUCUUCUAUGAUGAGCAUGAUUUUCAUUUCGGAAUUAAAAUGCAGAAUAAAAUUCAUCAAAAUCCAUACAAAUGGCAUGGUUAAAAACAACUGUCCUGAUAUAAAGACAAAUAAAGAAUUAAAUUCUUGAAAAGAAAA